Molecule: messenger RNA, 8158 nt
Organism: Pleuronectes platessa (European plaice)
Lineage: Eukaryota; Metazoa; Chordata; Actinopteri; Pleuronectiformes; Pleuronectidae
Gene: epas1b
Product: endothelial PAS domain protein 1b
Exons: 16
Coding region: 351-2972 (873 amino acids)
Biological process (GO): regulation of transcription by RNA polymerase II; cellular response to hypoxia
Cellular component (GO): cytoplasm; transcription regulator complex; nucleus
Molecular function (GO): DNA-binding transcription factor activity, RNA polymerase II-specific; RNA polymerase II transcription regulatory region sequence-specific DNA binding; protein dimerization activity
Source: RefSeq, a predicted model, not a curated record
AAGAACGAACUUAUCUCACGGUUAGUUUCAGUCUCUGGACAAGUUGGGAUCCAAGCGGACACUUGUCUGUGUGUCUGCGGGACAGAGGCGGUACAAUCCUCGGCAGUGUUCUGAGACUGUACGCCCCCCCCCCCCCCCCCCAAAAAAAACCUCGACCACCGGAGCACCGGCAAGCAGCGGCAGCAGCACCCCGGUCCUGCAGCCUCCUCAGCCGGCCUGACUCUGUGGAUUUACCCGCUGCAGCUUCGGUUCUUCAUCUGAAAACUGUCUCUGAGUUUCAUUACUGGGACUCUGAAGUUGGACUAAACCAUCGCGGGGAUUAAACCAUUGAUUUGUGCAGAGGAGGAAACAUGACUGGAGAUAGAGAGAAGAAGAGGGGCAGCUCGGAGCGUCGUAAGGAGAAGUCCCGGGACGCGGCUCGAUGCCGACGCAGCAAAGAGACGGAGGUUUUCUACGAGCUGGCCCACGAGCUGCCGCUCCCCCACAAUGUCAGCUCCCACCUGGACAAGGCCUCCAUCAUGAGGCUGGCCAUCAGCUUCCUGCGCACACGCAAGCUGCUCGCCACAGGCAGCAGCAGCAGCAGCAGCAGGGACGGACACGAGGACGGACAGAUGGACAGUCAGUACCUGAAGUCUCUGGAGGGCUUCGUCACCGUGGUCACAUCAGACGGGGACAUGAUAUUUCUGUCCGAGAAAAUCAACAAGUUCAUGGGGCUCUCGCAGGUGGAGGUCACUGGUCAGAGCAUCUUUGACUUCACACACCCAUGUGACCACGAGGAGAUCAGAGAAAACCUCAGUCUGAAGACAGCUGGCAGUGGCUUCGGUAAGAAAGGCCGAGAGCUGAGCACCGAGCGAGACUUCUUCAUGAGGAUGAAGUGCACGGUGACCAACAGGGGGCGCACUGUCAACCUGAAGUCGGCCAGCUGGAAGGUGCUGCACUGCACCGGCCACCUGAGGAUGUACAGCAGCUGCCCCCCCCGGGUGCUGUGCGGCUUCAAGGAGCCUCCGCUCACCUGCGCCGUCCUGAUGUGCGAACCCAUCCAGCACCCGUCCAACAUCGACACGCCGCUGGACAGCAGGACCUUCCUGAGCCGACACAGCAUGGACAUGAAGUUCACCUACUGUGACGAGAGGGUAACACAACUGAUGGGUUACACACCUGAGGAGCUGCUGGGUCGCUCGGUCUACGACUUUUACCACGCCCUGGACUCAGAUAGUGUCACCAAGAGCCACCACAACCUGUGCACCAAGGGGCAGGCGGUGAGCAGCCAGUAUCGAAUGCUGGCGAAGAGCGGAGGCUACAUCUGGGUGGAGACUCAGGGAACUGUCAUCUACAACAGUCGUAACUCGCAGCCUCAGUGCAUCGUCUGCAUCAACUACGUCCUCAGUGACAUCGAGGACAAGUCCAUGGUUUUCUCCCUGGAGCAGACGGAGUCGCUGUUCAAGCCGCAUCACAUGAGCAGCUUCUUCACCGCAGGAGGCGCAGGUGUGACCGGAGAGCCCGGAGACAACCUCUUCUCCAAACUCAAGGAGGAGCCGGAGGACCUGGCUCAGCUGGCUCCGACACCCGGGGACACCAUCGUCUCCCUGGACUUCGGUCGUCCUCAGUUCGAGGUGUCCACUGCAGCCAUGCUCCCUCCAGGACCUCCAUCCUGGGGCAGUGAGAGCCACAACCCUGCGGCUCCGGCAUCGGGCCAGACCCCGGCUCCGGCUCCUGGAGACCUGGCGAACAUGGCUGCAACUUUCACCGUGCAGCAGAACCUGCCGCCGGGCAGCGCCACCCCGAGCCUCAGCAGCUGCUCCACCACGCCGAGCAGCCCAGGUGAUUACUACAGCUCGCUGGAGAGCGACCUGAAGGUGGAGCUGACGGAGAAGCUGUUCGCUCUGGAGACAGAGAGCAGAAGCAAGCCUGCAAACACAGAGGUUUCCCAGAGGGACUUGACGGACAUGGACCUGGAGACUCUGGCUCCUUACAUCCCGAUGGACGGAGAGGACUUCCAGCUGCACCCCAUCCUCCCAGAGUCCGAGUCCCGGGAGGGGAGUCCAGCCGGGUGCAUGGGCAGCAGCAAUCCACAGACACGGAAGUCGUCCCACCAGAGCUUCAGCAACAUCACCAGUCUCUUCCAGCCCCUGUCCUCACCCCCGCACACCCAGGGCCACUAUCAGGCCCGGCCAGCUGCGUCCUGGGCUACGGGGGAGAAGAGGGGCUCCGGCCAGGGGACGGUGAACCCCCACGCGGUGCCAUACAUGAUGGGACACAUGCAGAUUCCCCCGUACCAGGCCCCUGCAAGCACCCCUCUGUCCUCCAUGGGUGGCAGGCAGAACAUGCAGUGGCCACCGGACCCUCUGUUAACCUACCAACAACAGCCACAGGCCGCCAAGGCCUACCUGCUGGACAGCGUGUCAGGAGAGACGCUCCCGUCCUGCCAACAGGACAUGAGCCAUCACAUGCAGAAACAGAGGUCCAUUGAACAUUUUGGACAAGCCUACAGAGACAUGAGUCCAGCCAGAGUGGCCAUGAACAACAGCAUCAAGCGCUCCUUCACCCAGAUGACCGUGGGCGACCAUAAGGCGCCAGAACUCAUGUGGAAGAAGAUGAGGGGUGAGAGCUGCGUCUCCAUGGAUCGCUCCCUCAGCGCAGGAUCACUGACAGAGUCGAGGAUGUUGCCCGGCAGCAUGUCAUCGUGUCUCAGCUCCCUGCAGCAGCACAGGAAGUCUCAGAACCCAGGAAACGGGAUGGGAGGCACAAACCAGAACGUCUUCACACGCAAGAGCUGCAACUACAGCGAUUAUAACCUGCUGCCUUCACACAAGGCCGAGGGUAUAGCCAGUCGUCUGCUGGGCCCCUCGUUCGAGCCCUCCUGUCUCCCCCAGCUGACCCGUUACGACUGCGAGGUCAACGUGCCGCUGCAGGGGAACCUGCACCUCCUCCAGGGCUGUGACCUGCUGAGAGCCCUGGACCAGGCCACCUAGAGCCCCAGGUCCAAACCCCACCGUAGACCCAGACUUAACCCUAACCCUGAACCUCAGACUUACAUUUUACACCUCCGGGCCCCUGAAAGCCCCGAGGCUAAGCUACCUAUAGGGAAUGUGCUCAUAACCACGUCCUGCCUUAUUUAGCUCCUUUCACCGACUCUCUGUCCACUCUGUAGAUCUGUAAACAGAAUCCACACGUGUCAGACGACGUGGGGGAAAAAGGUCAAUGUGGGUCAAUUUUCUAAAACGACGCCUGACCUGCGUCCUGUGUUCAGACGUCUCGAGGCCGUGAUUCCUCAAAGGUCACAGGUCGACUCUGCUCACAGGCGCAGGAUACACUCGGGUCUUUUGGUGUAAACAGGGUAUUAGAGGUGUGAGACUCACACACACACACACACACACACACACACACACACACACACACACACACAAUCUGCCUUAAAGGCCGAACGUCUGCAGCCACACACACACAAACACACACAUGCACACAUACACACAUGCCACGACCAGCCAUGUAGGCACGGGAUUCAAACCUACGACCUGUGUCUUAUCCGUCUCGUCCACAGACUCUAUGCAGCUCAGCCUUACGUCUCCUUCUCAUUCAGCCCUGAGAGGAUUAUUUGUGUUAUCAAACCACCGACACUCUGAGAUUAUCUGACCAGCGAUUAGACCCAGACCACUUGUUCGGCUCGGACUCGAGGCUCCGACCGGAACAGGUGGAAGUGUAGCCAUUUUUAAAAAUCAAUAAGAACUGAGGAUUCUUUACUGAAUAUUGAUUCUGCUCGUUGAUUCCAAAAGACGACGUCUUCAUCCCUGCAGGGCAGAAAUCGCCUGAAUUCAAUCUGUUGUAAUAGCAGUGGAUUUUAUUCAUUAAAUUCUGAGUAACAAUUACUUUCUGUUGAACUUAAAUAGUUGUAGGAAAAUCUCCACAGAGGAGGCGACAUAUAUCGAAUCCAAGUGUAAAGAGUUGACACGUAGCUGAGGUCUCCUCAAAGUGCCUUAUGGAAGUUAUGAUUUGGUGAUUUACAAACAAGAUUGAAUUAAUUGUCAGAAAGUUCCAAAAUAUUUAACGUCAAGUUUAAAAUCGUUCUGAAAGAGGCUUUAGCUAAAUGUUUACGGCAAUUAGACGUCAGAAGAGAUACAAGUUUUAAAUGACACAAAAACUUUUAUCAUCUAGGGGGCAAUAUGUAACGUUUUCCAGAAUAAAAUGUGUUUUAAAGUUUUUUGAUAGUUAGAUUUAACUUAACUCUGGAAUCAAUAAGCAGAAUCCAAGAGGACGCCUCUCUCUGCUCAGGCCUUUCUCACCAUCACAGCACACAAUUCAUCUGUUAAACACACAAUGCAUGACUUAAUGUGUUUUAGUUAUUACAGUUCGUCUGUUAUUGAACUUUCAUCAAAUCUGCCCACGUUAUUUCACCCAAAUCGACACUUUACCGUAUCAAUACUGCUUUUUUUAUUUUCUUACUCUACCUACCAGAUUAUUUUAUUUUUUGUGUCUAUCUCAAAGACACACUAAUAAACAUAUAUUGCAAUACAAGUACUCUACUGUAAGUUUAAUAUUGAUAAGUUGUUGUUUUUUCUUCUUACCUCUCAGUCGGGUAAGUAGCUCGUGUGACUACAGGGUUUUUUUCUUAUCGUGCAAUUAUUAUUAUUUCAAAAUGUGAUAAAGUUGAUAUAGUCAGCAGCAAAGCUAUCGCCUUAUUCAUUUAACUCAUAGCAUGUACAAAAGCGGCCUGGUAGACACGCACAGGAUUAUGUAUGUUGCAGGAUUACACACACACACACACACACAAACACACACACACUCACCCACAUGUGUCACGCUAAACAGGAAACAAUAAGAAACAGCAGGUGUGUGCACAGGAAGUGGGACCUCUCCUGUUUAAAUGUGUCGGGCUCUUUAACGAUUCUAUAGAUUUACACGUUAUUAUUUAUUUUCAUAUUCUGCAGAUUCAGGCAGCGACAGUGAGCGUCAGUGGAGAUGAUUAAAAUUAGGAUGGAACAACGUAAAUGAAAGAUUUCAAGUUGUCCUAAAAACGAAGACAUAAAAGUUAUAUGUUAGUGAAGCAGCUUCACUUUUCACAUUUUAAACUGAGAAAAAAUAUUUCCUUUAAUUUCCUUUGCUGCCUCUUUUCUUGAGAAUAUAACUCAGAGCGUUGUCCUUCUCUUUCUCAGAAUUGAGCAGAAACACAUGUUUACCUAGUGCGUUUGAAUAGUUGAUUUGUAGUAAAUAAUCUAAAAUGUGCACCUUAAAUCCAGCUAUGGUUUAUUUAUUGGGGGGCGUUCAAGCCACUCGAGCCAAUCAGAAGAGAAUUAGAGGAGUCAGGAGGACGACUGGGCCAAUCAGAGACUAAAACAAUGGUUUACCGUUAACGCCACUUCGGUUUGUAGAUGAAAAAGCACAGGAGAGGUCACCGCUGAGUUCACCGCUGAGUUCACCGCUGAGUUCACCGCUGCACUAACCGUGUCAGUAGACUCACAAACUUAUUACAACCGUUCAUCGGGUGUGAACAUGUCAGAAUCAGCCGCCUGUGAAGUGGAACGUUUGUAUUUUUCUUAGACGAUGACAAGAAUCAUGACACAUGAUAUAUUUUCCAGGAGAUGUUUUCACAUGUCGAUGACUAACGUCUGCAGCUGUGCUCUCUCUCUCUCUCUCUCUCUCUCUCUCUGUGUUUCUCGCCCUUCUUUUGAGGUAUCUGCUGUCGUGUGGUGACCACUUCUAUGAACUCUAGAGCUUUGUGCACAUACAUGUUACGUAUUUGAAGCUAAUGUUGAAGAGUGUUUUUGUGUCCUGGUACUUUGUCCCGGAGCUGAUCCCUCGUCGUGCUCUUUCCUCUCGUGCCGUCUCCGUAUUAUGUUUUUGUUUUUUAUUCUUCCCUUCAGAGUUUUAUCCCUAAAUUUGUAUCCGAUCUGUUUGCUGGCCAGUAACGUUAUUUUUUUUGUUCUUGCUUUGAAUUGCUCGGUUUAAAGAUAAACAUCUUUUUUUUCUAAGUUUCACUAUCCAGAUAUGUAGCAUUUUUUAUUUGUUAAGACGAUAAAGUUGCCACAUGAUUAAUCACAUAGUUCUCCAGUUGCUUGUUAGACAGAGUAUGUGUCAUGUGUUGAAUUGUUCUUCAAUCCAGUGGAUCCACUAACGCUGUUCCCUGCUUUACGUCGCUGAAAUGUUCUAUACGGUGGAUUUUAAUAACUUUAUAAUGUGCCUUAAAAUGAGGAGUUCACCCUUCAGCAGCACAGCCUGUGUCCAGCAACCUUUAGACAACAUCCUUCAUAUAUGAGGGGAGUAUUAUUGAAGAUUAUCCAAACUUAAUAUUGCAUUUUAUCUAAAAAUAACAUGUUCAAGUGCCAUUUUAUGGAUAAAUUGCAUUAAAUUUCCCUUUUUUCCCCAAGUUUUAAUUUGAUUUAGCUCAUUAAACUCUAAUAUACACUUUAACUGAAACUCCUGAAGUUUGUUUGAAUGUUUUUCAACCCAUUGGUCAUGAUAAUCGUCCCAAUUAUGAACCACAAUUAGAGAUUCAGAGCUGGAGUUGGUUAAUCUUCAUAAUAAACCCUCAGGCUUCGUACUCAACAUCCCCUGUAGCCUCUUCACAGUGACAGUAGAACCCCCAUAGAUUUGAGUAGAACCCAUUAGAACCCAUUAGAACCCAUCAUAGAUCCCCUGGUGAUGACGAGUCAAAUUUUACUGAAAGGUUUCAAAGGAAAUGGAUUCAUUCAGCUCGUCACACGAUGAAGCUGCUCGCGGGGUUUUAGGUUUAAUGGAAUAAAGGGAGAUUAUUUGUCAGAGGAGGCUGCAGAGUUCGAUCCAAGCACAUUUUAAUAAUCCGCAAAAACUUGUUUAACUCCAGAUGAUGCAGAUCCUUAUCCAAGAGAAUUUAAAAGAUAUAUUUUAGGUGUAAUGAUGUGUUCGCACAAUACAUUAACUUGAUAUACAUGGGACUUUUGUUUUAUGUUAUAUCUUUUAUUGCCCAGUUUGUAUUUCAACUAAAUUCUCAAUGUAAGAAUAUUUCAAGAUCUAAAUCUAAGAAAUAAGUGAAAAACAACUGAUGUUCCAGUUUUGUUGUGUCUAUAAUGAAAUUUGUUAAAACUCAGAUUAUAUGUAUAUAUAUAUAUAUAUAUAUAUAUAUAUUACUGUGAGAGGGAUUUGAGCAGAGAAACAGUUUGAAGAGUUUGAUUUUGAUAACAAACUGAAAGAUGACCGACCUGAAGAGAUGGAACCUGCUCAGUCUGCAAACUGACGCACAUCCCUUCACUCCUCUGUUUCUCCUCUCGCUCCAUCUCACUUUCACUAAACUAAAUCUAUUUGUUUUCUCUCAUGUGCAAUUACUUUAGACAAGGAGCCAUUUUUAAAAUAUAUAUUAUUUAAAAAAUGUAAUAUUUAAAUAAUAUAAAGCCUGUAAAUUAAGCUUUAAAAUUGUUUAAAUUGGUCAAAUCAUCUUUUAUUUUAACUGUAACUUUACAUUGCAAUAUAUAGAAAUAUUUUUGUUCAAGUGCUAAAUGCAGUUUCUGGAGACGAAAGAGGUUUUAGGAAAACUUUAAAUGUCUUUAAACACGUGUAGAAGAAGUGCGUAGCACUGCAACACGGAUGUUUUUAGCUAAUUGUGUUCAUGUAUGUGGAGAUAGAUGGAGAGAGGGAAGUCGAAUUUCAAAAUAAAACUGUAGGCAGAGGAGAAGCCCCGCCCACUUUUAAAGAUUUAAAAAAACAAGAGCAGUUCUCAACUGUUAAAAAAUAACGACAGUUGACAAAAUCUGUGAGAACUAAACAUCAAGCGAAACAGAUGCAGUGGGCGGGGCUGCAGUUCUCUACUUAAACUCUAGAGGGCGUGUCACCAGUCCUAGUGCUCAUCACGCUGUGCUGCUCGAAGGGUGUUCCUCCGAAAACAAGAGUGACAAUAAAAGGUUCCAGGAUUUACUUCAGUUGUUCAUUGCUCGUCUUCUUUAAACACAAAUAUCUGCGUCUUGUCUUUUUUAGUAUUUCCUGAUGGGAUCCGAGUUCUGCUACAUCUGUUGUGAAACAGUUCUCUUAGCUGAUUCUACAUUUUUUUAAUAUGCAUAAAUUUCAUAUUGAUCUUAUUAUUAUCAUAUAUUGUUAUCAUUGUUAUUACUAUAUGGGGAACUUAACCUGAUAAGAAGUUUGUGUUUCUGCACUGAUCUUAUUAUUAAAGCAUAACUGAUCUUACCCUCCCUCA